CGAUGCGAUCAUGUUGCUCCAGACCGUAAUUGCUGGGUUCUCAGUCCUCCAAACGAUUUCAGCUUGUGGAGUCCCAGAAAUUUAUGACAGAUCCGCAGCACUUCAAAAAUUGGCCAUCACCAAUGUGCGGGUCUGGGAUGGGAACAAAUUUCCCAGGGCAGCCAGUACAGUCGUCAUUGUCGGAGGCAUCAUCUCGAAUGCCAAUUCGAUCGGAGCGGUAAAGGUCAAUGGCAAAGGAGGAUUUUUGAUUCCAGGGCUUAUUGAUUCGCAUGUUCAUCUAACGGAUUGUUCCUAUUUGUCGACGCUGCAAACUUAUGGAGUCACGACAGCGCUGGAUAUGGGGACGUAUCCUUACGAUCCCAUGAUGAAUUGUCAUGAUCACGGGUUGACCGAUGUUCGCGGCUCGGGGGCAGCUGGAACAGUAAACGGGACCAGAAUUGGUCUCAUCCCAGGUUUCCCAACUGAUUCUUUUAUUCCAACGCCUGAAGCGGGAAGAAAGUUCGUUGCGGCCCGAAAGGCUGUUGAGGUCGACUAUAUCAAGUUGUUCUUGGACCCACUGGGACCUGAUGAUGCGACUAUCAAGGCGGUUGUAAACGCUGCUCACAGAGAAGGUUUGCAAGUCAUUGGUCAUGCUACGACCAAAGCAUUGUACGCACAAGCAGCGCGGACUGGUAUUGAUAUUAUUACCCACGCCCCAGUCGAUCAGGCUUUGGACACUGCCGUUCUCAACAACAUCAUCACUAACAAAACGAAAAUCGUACCGACCUUACUUAUGAUGCAGUCAACCAUCAACAACACAGGCGCACCAUUCUUUCUGUACACCUCAAACGUUGCCGGGAGUACCAAAGCCCUUCUCGACAACGGCAUUCAAAUAGCCGCAGGGACAGACAGUAACGACAACGCGUACGUCCCCGCCAAUCCUCCUUUCGGCGAGUCGCUCCACGAGGAACUCGCCCUGAUGGUGGGCGCUGGAUUCACGCCCAGCCAAGCAAUCCAGGCUGCUACUUCAGUUCCCGCCAAUAUGUUCAAAAUUUAUGAUCGAGGCUCUAUCAAACCUGGACUGAGAGCGGAUCUGGUCCUGUUGACUGCGGAUCCAACUGUUGAUAUCGCUAAUACGAGAAAGAUUGCGAGGGUUUGGAUAGAGGGUGUUGCUAGCUAGGAUAAUAAUGUAACAAUUGAAAUUAGGAGGAAAAUCCCUGACUAGGUAAAUGAUAGUAUCAUGAACGACAUGAACAACUUAUAUUGUAUAGCUGAACAUCUAGUCGCAAAUUGAAAGACGCAAAAAGGUGGUAAGUGCGGGGUAAAUUUCCUCACUCACACUACGUAGCUGAGGCUAUGGAUGCUGAAGAUAGCGUACCAGAACUGAGCUACGGUCAGCAUGCGCCAGCUUCUUAAAUCAGAUCUGUAGGGGCUCUCCAAAAAUCGAAAGUCAGUAACCUAGUCUAGGUAUUGCUCAGAGUGUAAGCUUCAGUAGCGUCAGUGACAAGUGCAAAUUUCAUGCAACAAAAGCACAAGCGUGAAGUAAACAAUUCAAUCAACUACCUUAAUAAGCCAAGCAUUAAACAAGGAGCAGGACGGAAACAAGUGGUAGAGACAAAGGUAAAGCAAUGAUAGAAUUCAUCAACUACAGAGCAGCCAAACUAACUUUGAGAUAAAGUUGGAGCAACUAAAUAACGUCGACGAGCCAGCCGUAGACGCCGACAGUUUCCUCUAUCAGAGUCACAAAGUUCUGUAAUCAGUGACCCAGAUCAGUCCUGCGCUCCUUGUAUUUGUCGGCUCUCCAGGACCCUUAGCACUAGCACGAUUGCAUCCGGCCAAGCCGUAAAAGCAAGUGCGGGUAAUCCGGUCGAGCGAAAGCGCGUAGCGACGGCGAUCAGCUCUUCUGGCAAAUACGUUAUGACAAUGCAUAGAAACAUUGAGCGGCGGAGUCGAGGACGAGAGGUAACAGCUAUUCCAGUAGUUGGCGGGAUAGUACCGUGCUGCAGGGCGAGUUGUUCAGCAUCAGCAUCAAAUGUUAAAGUAGUUGCUGUUCGCAUCCUCCACUAGGAUCGACGAGAAGCCUUGACCACUGGCAUCGACAACAGUAUUGCGCUGCAAUGGUGCGAUGAUCGCUGAGCCAUAUACCCAAGACCUGCUUUUGAUUCGUCCUGCAGAUCAGACUGGUCCUUGUAGAAACAGAAUCGCAGCGGCCGACGGCAGCUGAUCGUCAGAGGCGCGCCAAUUUGGAAGGAGUUUUGGUCUGCUCCUGCUUUCGAAGCAGUGAUAUGAAGAUUUGAAGGAUCACAUCGUUUUCUUGGACCUAGAAUCUCCUGGUGGCGGAGGUUGGAGGUGAGGCUGAGUGCAAAGGUCAAAUGCUCCUUAGAUGAGUCACCAUCGAACUAAGUCAGACACGGAAAAUCGCUCAUGAUUGUAUCUGCUCCGUGUAAUGCGCGAAUUCAGGUUAUGCCUCGAAGAGAAGCAUCUUUGAUACCCUCAGCACUGAAAACUGCUCGUAACUGUUCCUUGUAUCUUUCUUCUUCUUCAAUCUUCCUCUCGAUCUCCUUUGCUGCACCAGCACGCCAAUACGGGGACACAACUUGAUCAAAUAUCCGCAUUUCGCAGUGCUGUGGACAGAAACGUCGCUGGAUGUGCUCGUUAAAGAUUCGAAACAACCCCCUGGGACUAUUUAUGGCAUGGAAGUACCAAAAGCUUCCAGUCUCCCAACAAUUCCUGAGUAUUGGUGCUUGGUAAAUCCCCCCUCUAGCCAUACCUCUCUCUUCUUGUUCGAAAACUUCGAGGUACUCCAUAACGAGUUGAUGAUAUGUGUCAAGAUGUUCACCUGGUUCCAUCUGAUCUAUAGCCCGCCCUGAAAGCCAGUAUGGAGGGCACUGGAGGUGGAUGGGCAAGGAACAGGCCCAUUCCAAGUCGAUUAGAGAAGUAAUAUUCCAGUCCUCGUCAACAAAAAUAUUGCUCUGAUGAAGAUCAGUAAGGGUGAAUACAAAAGGUCCGUAACGAGCAUCGCGUGGACAGAAGUGAUGAAGGACUGCACGCAUCAUAGUCAGAGCGGCCAUUUGCUGCUGGCCGUCAUCCUCGUCAUGGAUUGAAUUUGGCUGAAAGGAGAUACGGUUGUCGUGGCAGCUCAGAAGGUCAGAGAGGUAAGGUUCCACAGCUGAGUAAGUAGAACCCCUGCUGAUAGUAGUCGGGAUAUCUUCAUUCUCCAAGGACUGAAGCUGAAGGGUCAGAGGGCGGUUGGUUAAGGUUAUAAAGCCUCGAUCAUUGAAGGUCAAGGAGCCGAUAGCUGCUAACGGAGAUUUGUUGAGCGAUAGGAUGAUCCGAGCCAAGCUAUGGAAAAGAUUCGAGCGGCGAGUCCUGUCAUGGCGGAGCGUAUCCCAGGAGUUGGAAAGCAUGGUUCCUUGCGAAACCCUACUGAUGAUGAUAUAGCCAGUACUUAAGGCAUCUUGGCAGCCUCGAUUGAUGUAUCGGGACGGAGUCGGAAAUCGAAGCCAUGAAAGUAGAGUCCUUUUCAUACGUGACAUCGACCGAACGAAUAAAGAUGUUUGUUCGGGAGCCGUAUGCUAAAAUGAUAGAAUUCUGGCCAUUCGGAAACCCAAACCCAAAUAGAUAUGGUAUCGACACGUCGGGACAAUUCUCCUGAAUCCAUAGAUACGAAGCAACCUCACAGCGAAGUUUCUCGUCCGCAUUUCCUGGCGACAUUGCUUCCCCAACUUUGUAAGGCAGUGGAAUGCGAACAAGCACUGAACGCACAUUGGAGGGAGGACUUAUGUAGACAGGUAUGCAAACAUUGUAGCUGCCAGAUAGCCAGGUCUGGACAUCACUAACUCGGCACUUCUCUACACGGAGGUGGAACGACACGAUAGCUUCGAUCUCGGUCUUGCGGGCGAACAAAUAGUUGAAGUACUCAUCUCUCUGUCUGGGAUACUCGAGUUGUUUCAGUAUGUUGUCGUCAUCCUCCAAGGCGCGGUCGAGAGCGAUCCUGCCUCUCAGGAGUGGUAGUGUGCUUGACAUGGCAGUAUCCAUCCACAACAAGCAUCUGAUAGUGGCAUCGAUCACCGUUGAAAAGAUUAUCGAGAUGAAUAUUGCAUGCUGUAUCGCUUGCCCCUGAGCUGGAAGACGUGGGUGUUGCUUAAUGUAGCGAUGGGGCCUCUCAAUGUCGACACAAAGGGCCAAUUGUGGCACGUGCGGAACUCCAAAG
Messenger RNA from Cadophora gregata, 4192 nucleotides. RefSeq lists its product as uncharacterized. The record is from RefSeq and is a predicted model, not a curated record. The transcript has 4 exons. Lineage: Eukaryota; Fungi; Ascomycota; Leotiomycetes; Helotiales; Ploettnerulaceae. Gene Ontology annotation, molecular function: hydrolase activity, acting on carbon-nitrogen (but not peptide) bonds. Bases 11 to 1159 code for a protein of 382 amino acids.